CUUAUCACUGGCCAUUAGUGGCUCUAAGUCGGAAUAAUCCCGCAGCUUCGAUGGAUAUUGGGAUUGCAAUUUUCAUCAUUGGCCUGGGGGCCCUGGCGGCGGCCUUCUGCCUCAUGGUAAUCGGUGUGGUGUACGCCGAGCUGAUGGACUGCGACAUCCCGAGCGGGGUGGAAGGCGCGGCGAAACUCCACACGGUCCACUGCCUGCUCGUCGGACUGGCCGUCAUCGGCAGGAUACUAGACCGCCUGGGCCUGUGCAACCAGGUCCGCUUCACCCGAUGGGCCACGGGCCUCUUCUUGGGCAGUAGGAGACCGGAUCCAGAGGGCCUCCGUAUCAAGGACCUGACCUUCGCCGAGGUGCCAGUGCGGGUUUACGAGCCGACCCCGCCCAGCCCGGGCAAGAGGAGAGGCUUGGUCUACUUCCACGGGGGAGGAUGGGUGUCUGGGAGUCUAGACACCUCAGACGAAGUGUGUCGAUACAUCGCCAUGAGGAGUGAAACCACGGUGGUGUCCGUUGGCUACCGUCUCGCCCCCGAGCACACAUACCCCGCCCAGCUGGACGACUGUGAGGCCGCCACCUGCCAUUUCCUCUCGGUGGCCGCCGACAGCUUCGGGGUGGACCCGGGCCGGGUGGCGGUGGGCGGGGACAGCGCGGGGGGGAACUUGGCGGCGGCCCUGUGCCAACGUCUGGCCGGGCGACAGCGGCCGGGGCAUCUGCUCGCGCCCCGCGCCCAGGUCCUCAUCUACCCGGCGCUGCAGAUGGCCGACUUCAACCUGCCCUCGUACCAGCAGAACGCCACCGUGCCCGUCUUGCUGCGGGCGCGCGCCGCCUUCUACUUCCUGCAGUACGUCUGCGGGGAGGCGUACGCCUGCCCGGAGCUGCUGGACGGCGUGCACGUGCCCGCCGAGCUCAAGCUGCACUACGGCCGCUGGCUCGACCCCGACGACCUGCCCGCCGAGAUCAAAGCCCGGGGCUUCGAGCGCCAGAUCCCCUCCGAGUACGACGGCGAGGUCUACCACCUCGUCAAGGCCGGCCUGACCGCCGAGGUGUCCCCCUUGCUGGCGGACGACGACGCGCUCCGCGCCGUGCCGCCGGCCUUCGUCCUCACCUGCGAGUUCGACGUGCUGAGGGACGAGGGCAUCUUCUACGCCAGGCGGCUGGAGCGGCUGGGCGUGCCCGUCGCGUGGCACAACGUGCCAGACGGUUUCCACGGCGUGGUCAACUUCUACAAGCGCGGGUGGCUGUCCUUCGCCUCGGCCGAGAGGGCUCUGGAGAGGGUUGUGGACUACGUGAAAACACUGUAGGGAA
Molecule: messenger RNA, 1308 nt
Organism: Sardina pilchardus (European sardine)
Lineage: Eukaryota; Metazoa; Chordata; Actinopteri; Clupeiformes; Clupeidae
Gene: aadacl4
Product: arylacetamide deacetylase-like 4
Exons: 4
Coding region: 51-1304 (417 amino acids)
Cellular component (GO): membrane
Molecular function (GO): carboxylic ester hydrolase activity; lipase activity
Source: RefSeq, a predicted model, not a curated record